ACUUGUCGUUCUCUCUUCACUGAGCUGCAUUCUCUAUUUUUCUCUCGACUCAAACCUUAUCCCCCAAACACGAUCAACCCAAUCGUCCCCAUGGCGGCCACGCUCUUCUCCAUCUCCCCCAUGUUCCUCUCCCUCCCCUCGUCCUCCUCCUCAUUUAAGCAGGCCCCCUCCGCAUUCUUUCCCUCGAAGACCCCGCAGCACCGCGCCCUCGCCUCCGCUGGCUGGAGGCACCCGCUCGCUUCCUUGGCCGUGUCCGUGUCGUCAGAUGUCGAGACGGAGGUCGCCCAGGAGUUCUCGGAGGACCUAAGGGUGUUCGUUGGCAACCUCCCCUUCAGCGUCGACAGCGCCCAGCUAGCCGGCCUAUUCGAGCAGGCUGGCUCCGUUGAGAUGGUCGAGGUCAUCUAUGACAAAUUGACUGGACGAAGCCGUGGAUUUGGGUUUGUAACUAUGUCUACUGUCGAAGAGGUUGAGGAGGCAGUUGAGCGGCUCAAUGGCUAUGUACUUGAUGGGAGAAGUUUGAAGGUGAAUUCAGGGCCGCCACCACCCAGGGACCAAUCCUCACCAAGAGGAUUUAGAGAGCAAUCAGGCGGAUUCAGGCAGCAAUCCUCACGUGGGCCUGGUGGUGGGGACAAUAGGGUCUAUGUGGGUAAUCUUUCUUGGAAUGUCGAUGACUCAGCUCUUGCAAACUUAUUCAAUCAGCAAGGGAGUGUCUUGGGGGCCAGAGUCAUCUAUGACAGGGAGAGUGGGAGGUCAAGGGGAUUUGGUUUUGUCACAUAUGGUACCAGUGAUGAAGUUGAGAAAGCAGUAUCUAAUCUUGACGGCUCUGACUUGGAUGGAAGACAGAUCCGUGUUACAGUAGCAGAAGUGAGACAACCUAGGCGAGAAUAUUAAAAAUCCUAUUUUAGAUGAAGCGAAGCGGAACUAUGUAAUGCUGCCAGGUUUUUGCCCUCUAGUACA
Triticum urartu is the source of this 957-nucleotide messenger RNA. The record is from RefSeq and is a predicted model, not a curated record. Lineage: Eukaryota; Viridiplantae; Streptophyta; Magnoliopsida; Poales; Poaceae.